Molecule: messenger RNA, 1628 nt
Organism: Vitrella brassicaformis
Lineage: Eukaryota; Vitrellaceae
Source: the annotation of a GenBank genome assembly
GGGAGAAGCGGGAAGAGAUGUCGGCCCGCACAAAUGCGCUGCACAGACCACUCUGGCGUCUAUAUGACACAAUUCUCUUCCUCUUCAUUGCGUCAUGCAGAUCCUUGCCGUGAACGAGAUGCUGGCGGCGCUGGUCGGUGAUUCUCUCCUCGUGCUCCAGCUGGAGCCACACUUUGCGAGCACGUGCAACACCUGGAGAGCGCCCGACGUGGCAAUCUGCCGCCCGUGGACCUGUUCAAGGGGCUGAAGAUGAGGGAGUUUCGUUCAAGUAUGUCAAGAAAGGGAGGCCUUUCGCAGGAUGGCUGAUGCUGUGGGACGCAAGCACGCAGGCCUCGGGUAGGUCUGUCGCCAGAUGAACUGCAAUUGCUCAUUUGUGUUCUGUUUCUCCAGCCACACCGUCAGCGGCACGGCGCAGGGCAAGGGCUCCGCCAUCAGAUGUGCUUAGUCUGCUUCACCCAGUGAGUCGCGGGAAGAACCUCAGGCAGACACCACCUGCUGCUGCUGGUGGUGGUGGUGGUGGUGGUGGUGGUGGAGGGGGCAAAUGGAUUGGGGUGCUGGAGCAGGUCUUGUAUGCCCUGUGGUUGGUGCUAUAUGGACCGAGGGAAGAGAGAGAGAGAGAGGCAGGUCAUGACUUGCCCAUUUGCGUGGGGCGUCGGCGCCAUUCAACUCAGCCCAAUCGCAUGACCAGCACCACACUGGCGGCUGGCGAAGGCUUUAUGAAGCAUUCAGGAAGGCUAAGAGGACGUUCAUCGAGACGGGCAGCCAACCGGUCAGUCAGUCAGUGAUAGAGAGGUCGCGUCCGUGAGUACACGCCCAUUCAUACACAUGUGCUGUCUUCUGCUUGGCUGCAUGCAGGAUGCCUUCCCGGAGGUGCUCGCGAGCCUCACACUCUCUGUGGCGGAGACGCCAGCCCAGUCGCUCCACCAACGAGGCGCGUCGCCCAUGCAAAGUGGGGCGUCGUCGCCCAUCAGCUCAGCCCAAUCGCGGCUGAGUGAGCCGACGGAUGACCACCACACCUGCUCUCUAACGCCCCGAUUCGCCAUCUCAUGCGAGUCGAUUGGCAUCGGCUGAGCGGGAACGAGAACGACAGCGUUGACGUCUGUGAUGCCUUGGCGCCAUGGCAUCAGCCAACAUCGAAGUGGCCAGCUCGGCAACUGCUUCCUGGUCUGACCCCAAGUGAGGGAGGUUUGCUGAAUGACACUCGUACGCGCUGCCUCUCGUGCUUAUCAUGUCCACACAAGCGGGAGGAGGGAGCCAACCACACACACUCCGGUUGUGUCGGCGCGUGAUGUGUGUGCGGGGAGGGUUCUUUUUUGUACCACUAGUUGAGUAUAGGCACUUCACCUUCAAUAAGCUCGCAUGAUGGCAAGGGGGCUUCUCCAUCGCAGGAGGCCAUGGAGGCAUAAGACGGAGCACGGCAUCAGCUCCGCCUCCCCCUGACGGUCCUGGCGACAUGCGAUUCAUCGGAGGAGGUCGACAUCUGCAGGAGGCGCACCGGAGAUGCAAAAAGGCUGACUGGGAUAAUUGAACCACUCGAUGCAUCCUCGUGUGCUCCACUUAGGUAUGCACGAGGACUCAGGUAUGCAUCCUCGUGUGCUCCACUCAGGUAUGCAUCCUCGUGUGCUCCA